AUCGGAGUUAAACAUUGACAGAAGUUUACUGAUCCACCUGAAAACACCUGAAACUCUCGGCUUCUCUCUGCUGCAGCUUUCACUCUCAGGUUGAAAUCGAACGUUGAACUUCUGUCGGAUUCUUUCAGGCUUCAGGACUUUUUCUCUCCAGACGCAGCAAAGAACCAACAAUGGACAAAGUGUCGCAGAUGAUUUCCUGCUUGUUGCUGAUUGUCGGAGCCGUGACGGCAGAGACCGUUUCAGAUCAGAAUCUGUCCGCCGAGCGUCUCCUGCCUCAGUGGCUCGUCGGCAUCAUCGCGGUCGCUGUCUUCCUCUUCCUGUCGUUCGUGGCGCUGCUGGUGAAGAAGGCCUGGUGUGAAGAGUCCAACAGGAGGACGAAGUCUGAGAGAGAAUCUGACCUCGUGCUGACCAACGGGAACACGUACGACACGAGCCUGGACACGGUCAGGAGCAAAGACGUCAACGUGUACGACAACCUGGAGAUCGACAGCUCUGAUGACAAAGUUACUCCCAUGUGACCAACCGCAAUGAUCCUAUUGGCUCUCGUCCUCCUCACAACUCGUGAGGAGGACACGUUGUCUUUAAGGAAUAAGACAUUAUAUAUUAUAUAAAACAAAACCUUUCUGUGAAGAAUCUGUGAUUUGUUAUCAUCACUCGUUUCACUGAAUGAAAUGUUUCUUAUAAAAUGCACGUCUGACUUUUUCAUGUUUACUCUAGAUUUAGAGACGUCAUGUGAUCUGUCACGUGAUCUGUCAUGUGACCUGUCACGUGAUCCGUCAUGUGACCUGUCACGUGAUCCGUCAUGUGACCUGUCACGUGAUCUGUCACAGUCAUGUGUGCUGACUAAUAAAUGAUUA
Molecule: messenger RNA, 857 nt
Organism: Hippoglossus stenolepis (Pacific halibut)
Lineage: Eukaryota; Metazoa; Chordata; Actinopteri; Pleuronectiformes; Pleuronectidae
Gene: pdzk1ip1
Product: PDZK1 interacting protein 1
Exons: 4
Coding region: 171-518 (115 amino acids)
Source: RefSeq, a predicted model, not a curated record